UAUUUCAAACUAUAGAAGUACAACAAAAGUGGCGACGAGGAUAGUGGAAAUUGAUCAAUAAUUGCACACACAACAAUCCGCAAAAAUGUCUCAAGACAUAAUUCUACAAUUGUUAACAGAGCAACAAAAAGCAAUGUCGCAACAAACGCAACUGCUAAAGCAUAUGGCUGAUCUUCUUCAAGCACAAGGAGCACCAAAUUCACCACACUCACCACAAACAUCAAAUUCAUCCAAAGCAGCACUAAUGGAAUCACUAGCACAGUCAAUGACAGCAUUCGUAUACGAGCCAGAGAGCGGUCUGAUAUUUCAAGCGUGGUACAACAGGUUUGUGCAUGUUUUCGAAAAAGAAGCAAGCUCACUCGAAGAACAUGACAAAGUGGCCUUGUUAUGGAGAAAAAUGUCGAACCAAGUACAUGAAAGAUUUGCCAACUACGUAUUACCAGCAAAACCUGAAGACAUGACUCUAAAGGAUACAGUAGAGAAACUCAAGAAACUCUUUGGUAAAACAGAAACACAAGUCUCACAAAGAUACAAAUGCCUUCAGCUAGCAAAAGGCGACAGCGAAGAUUUCAGAGAAUACGCAAGCAGAGUAAACCUACAAUGCGAACUAUUCAAAAUGAAAGAACUGAAAAUCGACCAAUUCAAAUGUCUCAUUUUCGUCUUAGGACUCAAGUCAGCAAAGGACAACGACAUAAGACUUCGCUUACUAAAGGUACUGGAUGAUGAAAACACUACAAUGAACCUAGAUCAACUAGUAGACGAAACACAACGAAUUCUAGAUCUCAAAUCGGACAACAUUCUCAUUGAACAUCAAUCAAAAAUCGUCUGUUCACUCAACAAGCACGCAAAAGACUUUAAGAAGCACAAAACACCCAAUUCACCCUGUUGGUAUUGCGGAGACCUUCACUACGUCAAAUUUUGUCCUUUCCAGAAACAUAAAUGCACAACAUGCAAUCAAGUGGGUCAUAAAAAUAACUUUUGCAACAUCGCUAAGACUGGUAAGAAUUUCAAAUCAUCGUCUGAAAACAACCAGAACGAAUUCAAGAAAUACAGCAAUUCAAGGAAAUCAUUCAAAACUAAGGCAGUUUUCAAAACACACAACAUUAAUUUCCGCGACUUAAGGAAAUACACAACUGUCCUAAUUAACAACAAUCCUGUAAAACUUCAAAUUGAUACUGCAUCAGACAUAUCAAUUGUAUCUAUCAACACAUGGAAAGCUAUAGGUAAGCCUGAAGCCUACGAAACUUUUGACAACGCUAGCGACGCAAACGCAAACUCAAUCAAGCUCCUAGCAGAAUUUCAAUGUGACGUCACAAUCGACAAAACAUCAAAAACAUUAAAAUGUUAUAUAACAGAUAUAGAAAAACUCAAUAUCAUGGGAAUCGAUUGGAUUCAAGCAUUCAAUCUAUGGCAGAAACCAAUAACCUCAUGGUGUCAUCAAAUAAACUUCGUUGAUGAAAUAGCAGAAUUGAAAACGAAUUAUCAAUCAGUUUUUGAUAACAGUACCCCAGGUCUGUGCAAAACAAAAGUCAACAUACAAUUAUUGCCAAACACAAAAGAAAUAUUCGUUCCCAAACGACCAGUUCCUUUCGCAGCAAGAAUGGAAAUUGAAACAGAACUCCUCAGAUUAGAAAACGCAGGAAUAAUCACACCGGUAGAUUCAUCGAGGUACGCAGCGCCGAUAGUGGUCAGCAAACGUAAUGGAAAAAUUCGAAUAUGUGCAGACUAUUCAACAGGACUAAACUCAAUAGUAGAACCUAAUCAGUAUCCAUUACCAACACCGGAAGAAAUCAUGUCUGAUUGCCACAACUGUGUAAUCUUUAGUCGCUUAGAUCUCUCAGACGCAUACUUACAAGUCGAAGUUGACGACGAAAGUAAAGAGCUUCUCACCAUCAAUACACACAAAGGUCUAUAUAAGUUCAACCGUCUAACCCCAGGUAUAAAAUCAGCUCCGGGAGCAUUUCAAAGGAUCAUGGAUAAGCUAUGCGCAGGCAUAGAAGGAGCAAAAGCAUAUAUAGACGACAUCAUGUUAUCAAGUCCAUCUAUUCCGGAACAUAAAUUAAAUUUAAACAAGCUUUUACAAAGAAUUCAAGAUCACGGAUUCAAGCUGAAAUUUGAAAAAUGCCAAUUCUUUCAAAAACAAAUCAAAUAUCUAGGACACAUAAUAAGCAAAGAUGGAAUCAAACCUGACCCAAUCAAAAUAGCAGCCGUUCAAAAUCUUAAAACACCAGAAAACGUCUCGGAAGUAAGAUCGUUAUUAGGCUCUAUUAAUCAUUACGGGAAAUUUGUAAACAACAUGAGAACACUACGUAAACCUCUUGACGAUCUACUAAAAAAGGACGCCAAGUUCGAGUGGACGUCACAGUGUCAAAAAUCAUUAAACGACUUUAAGAACAUCUUGACAUCAGAUCUUCUUUUAACGCAUUACAAUCCAAACUUGCCUAUACAUGUAGCAGCCGAUGCAUCAUCUCACGGAAUCGGCGCGGUUAUCUAUCAUAUGUUUCCAGACAACACUAUGAAGGCAAUACAUCAUAUUUCCAGAUCACUCACACAAGCGGAAAAGAAUUACAGCCAAAUAGAAAAAGAAGGCCUAGCCCUUAUAUUCGCCGUUCAACGGUUUCACAAAAUGUUAUUCGGACGCAAAUUUACUUUACACACCGAUCACAAACCCUUACUCGCAAUAUUUGGUUCAAAGAAGGGAGUUCCAAUUUACACAGCAAAUCGUUUACAACGAUGGGCCCUUAUAUUACUGGCUUACAACUUCGAAAUUAAAUACACAAACACAAAGGACUUUGGUCACGCUGAUGUAUUAUCAAGAUUAGUCAACAAUCACGAAAAACCAGCAGAUGACUUUAUAGUGGCUUCAAUAUCAUUCGAAGAAGACAUACGUAACGAGAUAAAUGAAACUAUGUCAGUUCUCCCAGUAUCAUUUAAAAUGAUCGUCGAUGCAACAACUAAAGACACGGAUUUACAAAUGGUCCUCAAAUACAUUCAAACAGAAUGGCCAGAAAGCAAGAAAAAUAUUAACCCAUCAAUUAUUCAAUUUUUCAACCGCAAGGAAAAUCUUUCAACCUUCGAUGGUUGUAUUCUCUUCAAUAAUCGUAUAGUAAUUCCUAAAUCAUAUCAGAGACAAAUCUUACAACAACUUCACAGAGGACACUUAUCAGCAGAACGCAGCAAAGCCAUCGCCAGAAGUUAUGUUUAUUGGCCAAACAUCGACAAACAAAUUGAAGACUUUGUUCGGAAAUGCAAAAAUUGUCAACAUGCGGCAAAAAGUCCAGUAAAAACAAAUCUUUGCCCAUGGCCAUUAACUUCACACCCUCUUGAAAGGAUACAUAUAGACUAUGCUGGUCCAGAAAAAGGUAAAUAUUAUCUUCUUAUCAUCGACUCGUAUUCAAAAUACCCUGUUAUAUACGAGACAACAACGACAACCACAUAUGCAACAUUAAAAAUGUUAAACGAAUAUUGUGCACUCUUCGGAAAUCCUGAACAAUUGGUCUCGGACAACGGAACACAGUUCUGUUCAGAACAAUUUGAGAAGUGGUGCAGCAAAAAAGGCAUUAAACACACAAGGACUGUUCGUUUUCAUCCAAGUUCAAAUGGACAAGCCGAGCGUUUCGUUGAUACACUUAAACGUGCAUUAAAAAAACUAGAAGGGGAAGAAACGCCUACGGAAUCUCUCCAAACCUUCCUAGAAGUCUACAGAUCCACACCAAAUCCAAAUGCACCAGAAGGUAAGUCUCCAGCAGAAUCCUUCAUCGGAAGAAAAAUGAGAACGGUCUUCGACGUUCUAAGGAAGCAACAAUCGCCUGAGUAUAACGUCAAUCACAAAAUGGAACAGCAGUACAAUACCAAACACGGUACCAAAAACAGAGAGUUUAGCAACGGAGAAUUGGUCUAUGCCAGAAACUUCAAAGGAAACAAAAGUUACUGGACAACAGGCGAAAUAGUCGAGCGUAAAGGGAAAGUCAUUUACAACACUCUAAUCGACGUUGGGGACAGGAAAAUUCUAGUACGAGCUCAUACUGAUCAACUUCGACAUAGAGAAUCGGUAGAGUCAAGCAGACAAGAACGACAAAAACUACCAUUGGACGUACUACUUGAAGAAUUCGAAAUCGCUUUGCCUAACCAUCAAGAACAUUUUGCAACUCCAACAGGUUCACCAAACUGGACACCUCAAAGAAUAACAAGUCGCAGACAACCAGUCGAACCUAUUUCAAGAUCACCUUCUCAUCUUAAGGAGGGAGAUGUUGGGGCAACCCACAUUAACAAUAUGGCAUCUCAUGUUGCAACAUCCUAUACGGCAACGCCCAUAUAAUAGGACGCCGUGCUACCGCCAUUUUAGCUUGCUCAGUCUUGUUUUGUCUGUCACUCGAGUCUGACUCACUACAUUGUAACUUCUUCAUUCUUUUGAAAUUAGUAGCUGUGAACGCUCAUCAUCCAAUAAAUCUUUACACCUUUAGUAUUGACAAACAUUGGCUUUUAUUUCAAACUAUAAAAGUACAACAGAAACAUAAAUGGCAACAUGGUUUUUGCAAGACGUGGAUUCGGGUAUAGUCAAAACAGUCCCUUCCACUUGGAUUUAGAUCCAAGAUUAUAACAUUAAAUAAUAAAAAUCACAUCCUUUAAAAAUCAAUUUAAUUUCAAAAACUCUUCUUUGUUGUCUAGUCUUUUUUAAAAGAAAGAAAAGAAAAAAAAAAAAAACAGUGCAGCAAAUAGUUGUUCAAGUUUGAUAAAUAAAUAAAAUAAAGUAAUAGGCAUUUUUUUAUAAUUUCUGCAUGUGCAAACUUAAGUAGUUGAUCUUUAAUCAGGCUUGUUAAAUAUAGAGGCACCAAUUUUUCAUUGUAAAAUAAUGACAUUUCUUUGGAAAGACAAAAAACGCAAAAGAA
Messenger RNA from Musca domestica (house fly), 4889 nucleotides. RefSeq lists its product as uncharacterized. Gene Ontology annotation, molecular function: nucleic acid binding. The record is from RefSeq and is a predicted model, not a curated record. Bases 86 to 4318 code for a protein of 1410 amino acids. Gene Ontology annotation, biological process: DNA integration. NCBI's taxonomy places the organism in Eukaryota, Metazoa, Arthropoda, Insecta, Diptera, Muscidae. The transcript has a single exon.